CGAUGAGCACAGGCCUUUUCGCAUCUUCGACUGGAACCCCCACCUGGCCUUGGGCGUCUUAUAAGCCCGGACUACUUACUGGUUUACCUGGACUUUACUGACAAUAAUCAUGACUUCACCGAACGGUCUUAUCUGCUUCACGAACUGCCUUCUUCCGUUGGAGGAUGGAAGCUUGGUCGAGAGGGACCUGUGGAUAGACGAGCGCCGGGGUAUUAUUCUGGAUUCCCAGCGGACAUUCUUCCUCAGGAAGGAGCGGCCGGACAGAAUUAUCGACCUCGGUGGCAACAUCCUGAGUCCUGGAUUGAUUGACAUCCAGAUCAACGGAGCAUACGGCUUCGAUUUCUCUGUAUACGAGGGAGACGAUGAAGCCUACAAAGAGGGGAUGAAGACGGUUGCGUUGAAAAUCGUAGAGACAGGCGUCACUUCUCUCGUACCCACCCUCAUCACCCAAGAAAAAUCCCUCUACCCCAAACUCCUCCAUCUCCUGCGCCCCUUCUCCGUGCCCAACUCCGCCAACCUACUCGGCUGGCACGCCGAGGGCCCCUUCAUCCAGAUGGCGAAGCGCGGCGCGCACGCGCCGCCGUUCAUCAUCCCCGCUCCGGAGCGCCUCAAAUCCUUCGAGGACGUGUACGGCGCCGAGAACCUCGUGCACGCCGAGGACUGGAUGAUGGAGGACGGCGAGACCGAUCGUGUAGGUGUGCGGAUUAUCACCGCGGCCCCUGAGAUCGACGGCGUGAUGGACACCGUCCCGGAGCUGAUCAAGCGGGGGGUCGUCUACUCCAUCGGCCACAGUAUCGCAAAGACGGACACGGCGACGCUCGCGGUAAUCCAGGGCGCGCGCCUGAUUACCCACUUGUUCAACGCGAUGCCGCUGCUGCACCACCGGGACCCGUCGAUCAUCGGCCUGCUCGGCGCGUCCCCACACCUCUCCUCCGCGUUCACGCCUCUCGCCACCCCCGUCACCACGCGCACGCCAGGGUCGCCCGUGCACCCCGUCUCGCGUGGUGGGACCCUGCGCCUGCACCACGGCGGCAAGGCGACGUCGGAGGCGUUCGACGAGCACGAGACGCCGCCGCAGACGCCGGUGGACAGGAGGGAGCUGGCAAUCAGCAGCGAGACGAUUGCGCAGCGGUUGAGCCAGAAGGGGGGGAGGCCGGAGCUGCACCUUGAUAAGGGCGAGACGGCGGACAUGGCGUUUGAGAGGCCGUUCUACGAGAUGAUCGUGGAUGGGAUACAUUCGCAUCCCAACUCUGUGCGGCUCGCCUAUGGAGCGUAUCCUGAUGGGUGUAUCCUGAUAACGGAUGCCAUGAAGAUCCUCGACCCGCACCUCAAGGACGGUGUACAUGAAUGGCGUGAUGGGAAGAGAUUCGUAAAGGAGGGCGACAAGCUAUACCUGGAAGGGACGGACACGCUCGCAGGAAGUGUCGUCACCCUGGACAAGUGCGUCCGCAACUUCUCGCGCUUCACGGGGUGCUCGCUCGGCGAGGCGAUUAAGUGCGCGACCUACAACCCUGCAAAGUGCUUGGGCAUCGAGAACAGGAAGGGCACGCUCAGGCCGGGUGCGGAUGCGGAUCUCGUCGUGUUGGACAGGAAGGGGCAUGUCGUAUGUACGUGGGUGAAGGGCAAGGAAGUGUGGACGAGGAGCGGAUCGCAGGUUGUGGCUUGAUGGAGUUCCCGUUUGGAUCUGCAGCAAGAUGUUUCUAUCGUGAGUCGCUUCGGGCCAUGAGUUUUGUGUGCCAAGAUAGAUUGCCUAGUUCGGGGACCACUAUGUAUGAGUAGUGAUAUAUUUACGGGGCAGAAUAUUGCACAAGGGUCAUGGAUCUGUGCA
Gloeophyllum trabeum ATCC 11539 is the source of this 1828-nucleotide messenger RNA. Its product is annotated as Metallo-dependent hydrolase. The record is from RefSeq and is a predicted model, not a curated record. The transcript is spliced from 10 exons. Bases 110 to 1666 code for a protein of 518 amino acids. Gene Ontology annotation, molecular function: N-acetylglucosamine-6-phosphate deacetylase activity. Gene Ontology annotation, biological process: N-acetylglucosamine catabolic process. Lineage: Eukaryota; Fungi; Basidiomycota; Agaricomycetes; Gloeophyllales; Gloeophyllaceae.